AUGAACGCUACGGAGCUCCUCGCCAACUCCCUCUCUGCAGAUGCUCAUACGCGUCAGGAUGCCACCCAAAAGCUCGAGAGCGCUGCCCAGGACAACUACCCGCAGUACAUGUUAAUGCUCUCAUCGGUCCUGGUCGACGAGAGCACACCCAUUCACAUCCGUAACGCUGCCGGUCUCGCCCUCAAAAAUGCGCUGACCGCCCGAGAAAGCACACGGCAAACGGACAUGACAAAUAGGUGGCUUUCGUUGCCCAACGAUACCAAGGCGAAGAUCAAGCAAGAUGCAUUGAUCACCCUUAGCUCCAGCAAUCCCAAGGCGGGCAACUUUGCCUCGCAGGUCGUGUCCGCCAUUGCUGCAGUCGAAUUGCCUCAGGGUCAAUGGCCAGAUCUGAUUGAGAUCCUCCUUGGGUUCGUCAACAACCAAACUAAUACCAAUCUCCGUAUCGCGACUCUCCAGACCAUCGGUUUUAUCUGUGAAGCGAUUAAACCUGAGAUUCUAAGCUUGCGAUCGAACGAAAUCCUUACAGCCGUCAUUCAUGGCGCUCGAAAGGAGGAGCCUUCGCCGGAUGUGCAGUUGGCUGCAAUCCACGCUCUAUUCAACUCGCUCGAGUUUGUGCGGGAGAAUUUCGAACGAGAGGGCGAGCGCAACUACAUUAUGCAAGUGGUGUGUGAGGCGACGCAAAAUGGCUCUGUUGGUGUGCAAGUGGCGGCUUUCGAGUGCCUAGUGCGGAUCAUGAGUCUCUAUUACGACAAGAUGGGGCUGUACAUGGAACAAGCAUUAUUCGGCUUGACGGUUGUUGGCAUGAAACACCCUGAUGAGCGUGUUGCACUUCAAGCAGUAGAAUUCUGGUCGACUGUUUGCGAGGAAGAGGUUGAUCUUGCUCUCGAGGCCCAAGAGGCUGCUGAAUACGGGGACGCACCUGAAACGGAAUCCAGGUUUUUUGCCAAGAUCGCCCUUCCUGAGAUCGUGCCCGUCCUUCUGCAACUCCUCACUCAACAAGAAGAGGACGCUGAAGAGGACGAAUGGAACGUAUCUAUGGCUGCUGGUACCUGCCUCAGCUUGCUCGCUGGCGCUGUGCAGGACGCCAUCGUUCCCGCCGUUAUCCCCUUCAUCGAGGCGCACAUCAAGUCCGGCGAUUGGCACCAACGCGAGGCCGCCGUGAUGACCUUUGGCUCGAUCCUCGAGGGCCCUGACCCUGCGGUCCUCACUCCGCUCGUCAACCAGGCUCUACCCCUUCUCAUUGACAUGAUGACAGACACGAAUGUGCAUGUCAAAGAUACCACCGCCUGGACGCUCGGUCGUAUCUGCGACCUCCUGAUUGGCACUAUCAAGCCCGACGUGCAUUUGCACCCCCUGAUUUCGGCUCUCGUUAACGGCUUGCAAGAUUCCCCUAGGAUCAUUGCCAACUGCUGCUGGGCGCUCAUGAACCUCGCCGAUCAGUAUGUGUUUUACGAGGAGGAAGGAGAGGCUGCACAGAGUGGUCCUCUGUCGCCCUACUAUGAAGGUGUGGUGCAGGCGCUGCUUCGUGUUACGGAGAGCUCUGGAAAUGAAUCUAACUUCAGAACGGCUGCCUAUGAGGCUAUCACUUCAUACCUUACCCAAGCAACACCUGAUGCAAUCCCGGUCGUGCAGAGCACUGCUGUUACGGUUCUGCAGAGAAUGGAACACCUCCUGAGCAUGCAAAACCAAAUCCUCGGCGUGGACGAUCGCAAUAACUGGAACGAGCUCCAGAGCAAUCUAUGCGGGGUUGUCAUUUGUGUCAUCCGCAAGCUCGCCGAAGGCAUCCAACCCCUCGCUGACCGCAUUAUGACCCUCGUCCUGCAAUUAAUCCAGUCAGCAGGGAAGACUUCAACGAUCCUCGAAGAUGCCUUCCUUGUCGUCGGAGCUCUAGCUUCUGCUUUGGAAUCGCAGUUCUCGCCUUACAUCCAGGCCUUCCUUCCUUUCCUCUAUCCUGCACUUAAGGCACACGAAGAUACCCAACUUUGCACAGUUGCCGUUGGUAUCAUCGGCGACAUCUCGCGUGCUCUUGGCGAGCAGUCUGCCCAAUAUGCAGGCCCCUUCAUGACCGUUCUUUUCGAGAAUCUUCAAAGCGACGUUCUUAAUAGAAACGUCAAGAUCUCGAUUUUGUCGUGUUUUGGAGACAUCGCACUUGCUGUUGGACCCGCCUUCGAGCCGUACUUUGAGACGACGAUGAGCGUCUUGAGGCAAGCGGGUGCCGUUGAGCCCAAUCCCCUCGACUACGAUCUCGUUGACUACGUCGGCCAGCUGCGCGAAGGUAUCCUCGAGGCGUAUACCGGCAUCGUCACCGGCUUGAAGAAGACAGAGAAGGUUAACAUUCUCAUCUCGCACUCUCAAAGCAUCUUGGAGCUCGUUCACCGGUGCCUCGUCGAUGAGGAACGCUCUGAUGCUCUGAUGCGGCUGUCGUAUGGUCUAAUUGGUGAUCUUGCGGAUUGUUUCCCUGGCGGACAGCUCAAGCAGCUCCUUCUUGCCAACUGGAUCGUUCAGGAGCUGCGCUCAAGGCAACGUAUGGUUGAGGAGACGAAGAAAACUAUGCGAUGGGCGCGCGAGGCUGUCAAACGCGCGACCCAGUAA
Messenger RNA from Cyclocybe aegerita, 2592 nucleotides. The record is from the annotation of a GenBank genome assembly. Lineage: Eukaryota; Fungi; Basidiomycota; Agaricomycetes; Agaricales; Hemipholiotaceae.